AUGGAAUCCUUCAGUCUGAGUCCAUAUAGGAACAAGGUGGAUGUGUCGGGUCCUGAUCCAAUAGUAUGGUUCAGGACAGGUCAACUAGUGGCUGCAGCCACUGGUGUCAGUAAGCUUUUGACCUGGUGCAGUAGAUGUCUAGGAAAGAGUUUAAGUGUGGCAAGGGACAAGGUGUUUCCCCACCAUUGGUACCAGCAGGAACUUCAGAAGAUGUUUGAGCGACUUGAUGACUUGGAACGGGAACUUCAACAGCUGCGAGACUCUAGACCAGAACAGUCUGAAGACAAGACUCAUGAUAUUGCCCCUGGAAUGUGUUCAGGAUGUCGAUGUCCUCAGUGUGGAAAAUCUGUGUCUUCAAUUUCCAUGAUGAAAGAUGUUUCGAUGAUACAAACUGGUGUACCCCCACCACCACCUCCUCCUCCUCCCCCACCUCCUCCCUUACCCCCAGUCCAAACCCCAAUCUCAACAAACAUCAGGACAAGGAAACGCAGGAUCAGCUCCAAGGAGGAGAGAGAUUCUCGGCCAUCAGUGACCUUGGAACAGUUACAGCAGGUUAAGUUAAGGAGAGCUGAGCCAAGACCACCACUGAGAGCAGAAAAUAAACAGGCAUUAUCUAUGUCCCCGGACUUAGACUUACGGCAACGAAUACUUCGGACGACAGUUAACCAGGACAAGGAAAAUAUACAAGAAAAGAUUGCUAGUGAAGUGCUAAGUUUUAAAGGUAGCCUUAAGAAAACCACUAUGAAGAGGAGCCCAGGGGGCACCCCAUUAGUGAAACGCAAACGACCUACUGGUAAAGGAUUAACUCCCAUGAUGGCGACAGCUUUAAAGAAAAAGUUUGUUUUUGCAAAUGACAGCCGUUCAUCCAGUGAUGAUUCCAUGGAAGGCUCACCAUCCCCACAACACAAGAUAUCUCCACUGGCUCGGAAUCUAGGUCACCAGUCACCAGUCUCCUCGGAUUCAUGCAAACGUUCCCCUCUUGCCGACGCCCCAAACUCGUCUCUCUCACCUGACCUGUGAUAUUCUUCUCUA
Molecule: messenger RNA, 1032 nt
Organism: Ylistrum balloti
Lineage: Eukaryota; Metazoa; Mollusca; Bivalvia; Pectinida; Pectinidae
Product: proline-rich protein 11-like
Exons: 8
Coding region: 1-1020 (339 amino acids)
Source: RefSeq, a predicted model, not a curated record